Molecule: messenger RNA, 15737 nt
Organism: Tribolium castaneum (red flour beetle)
Lineage: Eukaryota; Metazoa; Arthropoda; Insecta; Coleoptera; Tenebrionidae
Molecular function (GO): calcium ion binding
Source: RefSeq, a predicted model, not a curated record
AUUUCUUCAGUAUAAGGCAAGACUCGGCGGUGUUAAAGUGAGUGACUUGAACGCAACGUGAGGCGCGAAAAUAUGAGAAAAUUCAAGUGAGCUUCAGCGAGUGAAAAGUGCCCAACUUUGUGAUUUUACUAUUGUGAAAAUGCUACAGCCGAGGCGGGGGCGCGUUUGCCUCCUGAUUUUCGCGGCGGUUUUACUCUCUUGUGAAGGCUUAGACAAUAUAAAUUCAUCGCCGAGAAAGAGAAGACACGACUCCAAUGAUGUCACCACAGUCUUGCUGGUGGACAAUCAUGGACGAUCUUCUUUCGGCCGCUACCUGAGCGUUAAACCGGAUUUAGGUCUAAUUACUUCCACAGCUCGUACUUUCAUACAAGAAGGUGUAACUACCGAGUACGCGACUCAAGUGCUCGGUACUACCCUUGACAAUGGACGACUGUACGCACAUUUGCUCACUAAGAGCUCUCGAGUCCUGUACGACGGCGACUCUUCCUCAAAAACCCCCGACAUUAACAAAAAAUGGACCUUUGAGCCAAACGUCCAAAAUAAAAAUUUUAUCCGAAACACCGACUUUAUUGCACCAAGUCAAGCCCAACCUGUCCUUGUUUUCCCAACAACAACCCCCUACCAAGAAAUCAAACAACAAAUCACCGACGAGGAGAUCCUAGAAGAGGAACCGUCAAACAACCCGAGAGUACCAUACGAAAAAGAAGCAGUACCCUCACAAAGUAACGUCAAAAUUUUCAAAAUCAACCCUCAAAUGAGAGACUUGACCAAUGAGAAUCUGAUCAAUCACAAGGAAGAACCCAAACCCAAACCAAGUUUCACGCCUUCAAAGGUACGACCUUGGGACAACCUCCCGACUUUCACCGUUCGGAACGAGUUCUCCCCAAGUGGUCUGUCAUAUUUGGGGGACUUCCCCGAAUUUGACUCAAACACAGAACGUACCAAGGCCACAACUGCCGCCGAUCGUAAAGCCAAGCUCUUAUUUAGGGCCGGUUUAGUAAAACCCGAACCCAAAGACUUCCAAACCAUUACAUAUAGUGGUUUUGCCGACUUUACCACCACAGUUGGCGACACUGUGAUCGUCUUCACUCCUCACACAACCACAACUUCGAAAAACCUAGCUGAAGUUACCAAAAUUUCAGUGGAACCAACCAUCCGACCUACGUUAACUCUCCAAUCUCCGGCAAUUGGUACCACUGUCAAAACCUUUCUAUCACAAGAACCAGAAAUGGAGACUCAGACCGUUGAAGGUCACAAACUAGACAUGAAGUCGAGUCUCCCGACCAUGGUGAUUGACAAAACCGAUCGUCAAAGACGACCAAAAGGUGACUCAAGUGACACACGUGAAGAUAUGGAGGCUAAGUCUGCGGUACUAGCCCAUGAGCAAAAUUUCGACGAUAGUGCGCGAGUUUUAAGUACUAGUAGUGGAAAGUCGACGAUUAUUUUUAGUCCUGAUGUGAUUGAACCCUCCGAGAGUCAAACUCCAAUGUUGUCAACACCUUCCGAUGAAGAUAUUAAGAAGAUUUUUGCGGCUCUUCAAGCCCAAGCUAAGUUAGCAACGCAACCUCUAAAUACACCUUCGACGAUCUUCCUGGAGGAAAGUAGUACCGUUGAAAAGGCACCAGCGACCGAAAUUUCAAGCGGAGCCACUACUAUCUUCUUCGAAGAUGAGUUACCAAUUGAAAAUACGGCCGUAAUUGACGAAACCACGACUAAAACUGUCGAAACUACGACGGAAUUAGAGAAAAUUACGACUGAGCAAGUACCAGAAACUACGACUAAAGAAAUCACGACUACGACAAAUCCACCGGAAACGACUGAACUUCGGGUCCAGGAAACAACACCCGAGGUUGUUUCGAAUGAAAUCGAUACUGAGAAAGUACCGGAUGAAACUGACGUUGUUUGUACCGAAGGGAACCGAAUAGUACCAACAACAGUCUACAAGACAUUGACAUACUUGACCACGUUCUUCAUCCCUCAGGAUGACGAUGGUACCUCAACUUCAAUCAAAUCAAAUGAAGUCAUUUCGACUGAGAUUGGGUUCCAAACUGAGGCUUGCACCUCAAUUGAGGCCACUCCGUCCAACAGUGCCUUAGUGGAACCCACAGUAGCCACAACAACCGAACAGGAAAAAACAACAACUCAGGAAGUACCAACAACUGAAGAAACAACCACAGAAGUGGGAACCACAACCCCAGCUCUUGAAACAACGCCACAGGAAAUCACCACAGAAAGACGACACGUGACUGAAUCGGAACCCGAAACCACAGAAAUGACCACCGAAAGUGGGGAAGAAAUCGAACUGAUUUUCAAAACUUUAUACACGACUUACACCUACUUAACGACGUAUUUCCAAGACACCACUUCGUCAAUCGCGAGUAAAAUUGUGGUGACCACAAAUGUGAUAACCUCGACUUUGGUACCAGGAAGCGAAGCUUCGGACUCAGCCGUGGCUGGGCUUUUCGAACGUGAGGAUAGUCUAGUUUCGGGGUACAAGUCCCGAACUGUGUCUUUUGACGACUUGGCGGAAAUCGCACCAACUAAGAUAGCACAAGACUUGUUACCAACUUUGGAAGCAACUCCGAUUUUGAGCGAUGCCAAGGUGCAGCAAAACGGGGUUAAGACCUACUACACCACUUAUACUUAUUUCACCACGAUUUUCGUCGAUGGUGAAACGGAAAUCUCAAGCCGGACUGAGGUUUACACCAAUUAUGUGACUCCAAGUAUUUCGGCAACCGUGGCCUUGGAGGAUAUAGUACCGACGAAAGUACCGUCACUUUUCGAGGAUAAAAAUCAAGUUGAAGCGCCCGAUAUCGACAAUGAGGAAAGUGAAAUCAAGAAGAAGGUGCUUAGUCUGAAUGUAGUGCCACAUAACACUUACAACAGUACGAUAAAUCGGCACAAGACGGUACUACCCGAUGACAAUAAAGAGGAGAAGCUUGACAACAACAUUUUGGCCACUAGUGUCAACAAGGACCAGAACUACGUGACUUUACAGAGAGGUACCACCACGGAAGAUGCCCCAGUUGAGAACAAUCUCCUCAAUUUGAACGACUAUGAGACCAUUUCGACAAUGGUGACCGACGUUCGAAGCAGUACUUCGGAAGGUGACCGCAGGAUUAUCGACAAUGUUGAUAAACGUAACGCUCUGGAUGACCAAAUUGUGUCAGAAUCAAACAACGACUCGGAAAUAAUCCCUUCUCCGACUUUGCUGCUUCAAACCAGCUACACCACUUUUACUUAUUUCACGACAAUGUACCACGGUACCACCUCGAGUGACGUUGUGAGUCGGUUAGACACUGUCACAAAUGUGGUUACUGAAACCUUAACACCGACUCACACCCUUAGUGUCGAGGAUUUAAGUCUCCCGAUUACGUACUUUACGACUUUCACCUACUGGACCACUUUGUACAAAGAUGGUACCACUAAAACGACAAGUCGGGAAGAAACUGUUUCUAACGUUGUAACACCGACUCCAACUCUAUCGAGUGUUUUGCCUACGAUUUUGCCUUCGAGCAAGGAAGUGGAGCCGAGUCAGACUGAAACUAUUCAGCCUUCAACCGUUGGUGAGGACGAUCUCACCACGUAUUUCACAACUUAUACGUACUACACAACUUCGUACGUUGGUGAUAGUACCGUGCUUAACAGUCGUCUUGAAACCGUGUCACGUGUAGUUAACAGUACUGCUGAUAUUGACUCGAAUCAAAUAGGACGUGCUGUCGGUACCGCCAGUCAAAACCUACUCGAUGAUGCCAAAACCAAAACUAUCAAUAGUACCGUCAAACCGACCGGCCUUUUGUCCACAAUUGUGAACACUGUUGAAAAUUCUGGCACUACCACGAUUCUUUCAACUGACGUUUUUGGUACUUACAUUGACGGGCUAUACGCUAAAGUACUCGAAAGUACCUCCUCUAUAAUCACACCAACGAUAGCCCCAAGUUCAGUCGAGACAAACCUCAAACCAACCGGAGUUGUGAGCAUCAACAAAGGCAAAAUUGUCGAUGCCGAAGGCAUCAGUACUUUGUACUACACAACUCAAGCUGUUGGUACCUACAUUGACAAUCUUUACGCCCAAGUGAUUGAAAGCACAAGCUCGUUGCAAGUCAAUGAGGAGCGCAAGUCAGCUCUAGCAACUGACGUUCCGAUCAGUCACAGAACCGGUUUAGUGCGACUGAUCGAAGGUUCGAUCAUUCAAAACGAAACCACAACACUAUACCAGAGCAAGGUACUAGGUACUGUGAUUGAUGGCCGCUAUGCACAAAUAAUCGAAAGUACUUCAAGUUUCCUGGUCGGGAAACCAAGUAUUUCCCCGAGUUCUGUCAGCGAAAUAGUACCAACACCAACUCAGGGACCUGACCAGGCAAUUGCCUCUACGAAAGUACCGAUUUCACCCUCACCGGUCGUUAUCGAAGGUUCAUUAACCGAUUCGACUAAAAUCGACGAGGAAACUUCAACUGAAGAAAACGACGAAAAUGGUGAUGAUGAUGGUACCAGUCGUACCAAGUCACGCCUGACUUUCCAGACGCGUAAACGCACCUUUACCCCGGUUAUUAGACCUUUUGCCUCAAGACCACGACCGACUUUUGCCCCGAAACGUAAAGGUGCAAGUCAGGGAGCAACUACGGUAACACGGAGUGAUGUUACACCUACUGUAACAGCUGUACUAGCCUCCAAACCGGCCAGAUUUGGUAACCGUCGAGCAUCGUCCAGUGCUAACGCUAUAGUGCCCACAGCGUCCGGUUCCAGGCGAUUUUCACGCCCGAAAUCGUCAAACUCUGGACUUUCCAGUUCGUCAUUCAGACGUAGCUCGAGUCGGAUUCAACCAACGGCGACCGGAUUUGGGGCUAGUUCCAGGAGGGGAGGGUUUAGGUCCUCACUUGGGGGUAGUUCCCAAAGGGCUAGUUCCCUCUAUGCUGGGAAUUCAAGGUUUAGGAUAAGACCAACGUUAGCGUCGUCUUUAAAUAAAGCACCAGCAACUGCUACUCCAUCUAGCGUUGACGAUGAAAAUGACUUGACAACAGUGGUUACCGAUAGUACCGGAGCAGUUGAAGACGCGAAUGAAACCACUUUACCACUGUCUACAACCACAGAAGGUAGUUCAAGACGAAGUCAGAACCCCUUACUCAAAUUCAGACGACCACCAUUAGCUAGACCAUCAACCCCACGACCUAAACCCAAAGCCAAGACAACCAAAGGCCCAACAACUACCACAUCCAAACCCAGAACCUUUAACCGCCCAAGUGGUUUGGCCAAUAGACCCAGAAACAACGCACUUUUCCCGCGACGUAACCUUUUCACCACUACCACCACACCACCACCUCCAAGUGAGGAAGACGAAGAAGAAGAACUGGACGAAGAAGCCGAAAACGAAGAUGAAGACACCGAUUACGAAGGCUCGCAAACUAACACACAAACAGAACCCGCCCCAACACCCGAAACACGCCGUGGGCGGUCUAACGUCAACAUCAAACCCUUCCUAGGUUUUAGACGAAGAACAAGACGAGAAGUCAAUUAUUCAAGGUUUAGGCGACCAAGUCCGAGAACUACACCCGCACCGGUCGAAGAACCCGAAACCGAGGCACCUAAACCUAGGACCAAACCUAGGUUUGCCCCCAGAAACAGGAACAAACCUAGUCAAGGAACGACACAAGCACCGCAAACGACCCGGAAACGAAUCUCCCCGACUAAGGCUUCAAGCCAAACAAGGUCCCAGUUUACUUUAAGGGAAAAGGACACGUCAAGGUCAAAUUUUAGACGCCCUUCGGGUACUAGAAGGACUACAGUAUCCUCACGACCCAAAUCACCCCGACUGAGAACAACACAACCCACAGAAUCGUCCAGGAAAUCAUCGAGGAAUAAUUCAAGGAGGCGGACUCCAAGUCGGCAAAGGACGUCCCAAGAACAAUUUGAUGAUAACUAUGUGGUACCACAAUUCGAUGGUACUAUUACAGUAACGCACCAAAUACCAACCGAAGUUACAAUCCCGGUGGUCAAUGGCAAAAUCACCGAAUACAAAAACGUGAUAACAGCCAAACAUAGCACCGAAGUACUUGCACCAAAACAGUACUCAACUUCGGUAAAUGCUUUCGGAAAGGAUGUUACAAUACUAUUGAGUGAAGCAACAUCAAUUGGUGAUAACGGAGCUACUCUUAUCACACAAUUCGUCCUGAACGAAACCCCAACUACUAGUGUUAUCUUCACCCCGACCUAUAUCAGAGGACGGAAGACCUCCUUCUCCCAUGUGAUCCCUAGUACGGCUUACGGGGUCGAACAAGUCGUCAAUACUAUACAACCAGCCCUAGCAGCCCAAGCCCCACUUGCCAACAUCCUACUAUCGCAACUAUUGCUAGGCCAAAACCCCUUGUACCCCAUUCAAAAUCCUGCAGUUGCAGCAACACCAACCACUGAAUUUAAAACCCGAGCUACAACCUAUGUUACCACAGUCACAAGUGUAACGUCUACAGUUUUACCAUUGACGUUCCGUGGCAAAGAAAUCUUAACCACGAUUGUCGAUAGUAGCGUUACUGUAGUUACAGCAACUGAAUUACUGACGGAUACUAUCGUCGUAACGCCGACUUUAGGGUUCCCAGCAGCUGCCCCACAAUUGAAUACUUUGUUGUUACCGUUGUUACAACAACAAUUAGCUCAGACUUCACCGUUACAACAGGCGCAACCACCGGCAGGUGUUGUAAAUUUGAAUGCACCACAAGCUCAAGCUUUGUACAAGGAGAAGGACAGUUUAGAGUCCGAGGAGAAGUCAGAAGAGGUCGAGCAAACAAUUUCUGAGGAAGUUACCCAAGCUACUCCAAAGAGGAAGAAUUCAAGGAAGAAGAGUAAAAAACCGACUCCUGCUCCCACCGAACCGCCCAAAGAAACUAGUGUGAUUACACUGUACGUUUCUGGGCGAAUUCCUGGUGAAUUUAGCACAGUCUUGUCAACUGUAACAGUUGGUGAGAAUGAAAGACGCAAGCGAGAUGUUAGUGAGCCUGUGAAGCCGUCCAAAGGACUCGACGAUUUGGUUAUAAGCACCUUGGAUUAUUACGACACUUAUGUAACUCCAGCCACCAAAGAAUUUAAUCUUGAAGCUACCGAAACCGUAGCCACUGAAAGUCUUGAAAGUAUCAUUGGUGAUGUCAGCAGACACGUCAAGACGCAACCUACCGGUAUUUUUGCCACUCAACCCACCAAGUCAACCAAGAAAUACAAAAUAAAGUACGUUAAAGCAUCGGGAGAAGCUAAAAAGUCUUCCGGUAAUUUUUUAGCGUCAGACCUUGAUGAGAAAGCCCCUCUCAUGCCAAAGGUCGAAACGUCACAAAUCAGGGGCGACAACAAAAACCAAAAUUAUCAUUACGUUUCGAAACAAAUUGGCCAUGAAAUUAGAUUUAGACGAGAUGUUGAGCAAGUUCCUAAACCACGAAGACGAGUUGUUAAGAAAUUGAUCCGAGUGUUGCCACACCAAGAGGUGACAACGAGGAGACCAAGACGACGACUAGUUGUCAAAAAGAAGAAACGAAGGUUACGGCCGGUGCUUGACGAACGCAUUCCUGAAGCGACGAAACGUCGGCGGAAAGUUGUAGUUACGAGAAAAAGGCUUCUGACCAAAACUGAUUUGGCGGUGAGUCCUAGUCAAGGACUUGAAGCCACAACGAGUGAGGAGUUGCCGAAUAGUAUCUCGACGGAGAGUGAGGAAGAGGUCGAGUUUGAAGAAACCAGUGAGGAGAACAAGAUUGAAGAAAGUGAGGAGAAGUCGCUGCAGCAUGUUCCCGACUAUGAACCCUUUUUCCCUGAACUAUCCGAAAGUCUGGACGCUCCUGUCCUCCUCCUCAAAACCACAGUUCUCUCCUCUGUUGAACUUUUGACAAAGACUGUCGUACAGAGCCGUCUCCGUACUUACACAUUUAUCGUGACUCGAGUAAAUGGUGACGAACACAUCGUAACUUCUACUACAGAAGUACGACCCCAGACCAAGACUAGUACUUUGACGGAACCUUUGACGAAAUUCACAACUCUAACGUUACUGGACUUCGACGCUACUUCUACUCUCAACCCAAUACCAAUGACUCCAUUUCCGGCAUCCCCUCGACUAAAAACCGGAGAGGUUCAAGGAAGGGCCCUUGAAGAGGCCCGCUAUAACCUUGCAACUCGAGUCAUGUCUAAUGGCGUCGAAGUAAUUGUAGCAGGCGAUAAAAGUACUCUACCGGGCGAACCAGACGUCAAGAGGGUACUACCGAGCACGAUCUACAAACCCAUAACUCUAAAACCCAGCACUUUGAGCGACCACAUGAUGAUGAUGUUGCCACAAGAUGCCUCUAAUAUCAACAGUCUAUACCCCAACCAAUUCGUGACCAAAACUUGUCUCACGACUUUCACUUAUUUGACCACGUACCUCGAAAGUGGUACCACCACGGUUUCUAGUCAUGAACAAGUCGUUUCAAAUAUCGCAACAGAGGAGCGAAACACGGGAAAAAUUUUACCGACACCGGCCAUGGGGAUUACUUUAACACAGUACCCUAAUCUUUCGGUUGGUGUCUUCCAUACAACUUAUACUUAUCUAAAUACGAUAAUAGACGGCGAACAACCACUCGUGGUAACGUCCAAACACACGGUAACUAACACAGUUACAGCCCCCGAUGAUUACUUAUCGUUGUUACAACCGUCGGAAAAAGUUUCGGCUCUUAAAGACACCAAUACGUACUAUAGUACCGUAGCUUUGACAAAAACACUAUACGAAGGCGAGAAAACGCAAAUUGUGAGUACCAAUGAGGUGGUGACACAAGUUGUGAUAACUGAGUCGGUACCACCCAAAGCCACCUCUGUCAUGACGUCGUAUAUAGCCCUAGAUAUCGAAGACCCUAACCCUGUUUCCGUCAAUUAUACGACCACUGAUGUCGUCAAAACCUACUUUGUCACUUACACUUAUUACAACACUCAAACCGAAAACGGCAAAAAAAUUAUCAAGACUAAUGUAUCGACCUCGAGUGAUGUGGUGACCGAAAAAUUGUUUUUGCACCCGAAACGAACAAGUACCACCAAAGACGACAAAAAGAAACACAAAAUUGAUUAUUCGGGUGAGAAUUUCCACAUCGUGGCGACGAAAACCUACCACACGACUUUUACCUACUUUACAACUUUGCUCCAAGAAGGAAAUACAGCAAGUCCUACAGUUAUUAGUUCGCACUCCAAAGUGGUCGAAAAUGUGGUUACGGAAACCAUCGAUCCGAACCGUUUUGACAAAAAGUACCUGUCGGCUAUUAAAAACCAAAUUCGUGACGGUAGUGACACUUUUACCAAAUCAGCGACUCUAAACGAUGGGCAAAAACUCGAAAUUACGGUAAUUGCCGAUCAAAUAACACCGACUAAAGUACUACCAAUCCAAAAGACCAAAAUGCCUGAUAAAGACAGUAGUAAAAAGGUUGAAAUUGAGUCGUCAACGCCUAGUGUGAUCGUUGGCUCCACUAUUAUUUUCCUUGAUGAUGAACCGACAAAAACCGAAACGCCGUCCCUCUCAAGUUCAAAGGUUUUGAAAAAAACUAAAACGGUGACUUCGACUAGUAAACUGCGACGUGCUACUAAAACCAAAGCUAAGACUCCGACAACACAGCCGACAAAAGCGGUGGACCCUAAACCGGCCACGAAAGUGGUCAAAACACCUAACCAGGUUUCCGAUUUGCUAGGUUUGGGGUCAAUUAAUAUAAAUAGUUUGCAAGCCUUGACUCCGGUACUUAAUGCAAUGGCCGGUUUGAUUCAAACUAAUUUGAAGUCAAAUCGGCGAAACGAUUCAAUUGUUGUGUCUACGACGCCAAAACCAAAACCUAAACCUAAACCCGAGACUGAGGAAAAUUUGCAAAACCGGUCACCGAUUUACAUUCCAGUUGGUGGUUUAAGUGACGAGUUUGAAGUUGCCGAAAGCCAGAACAUUGCCACGUUCCAUUUGCAAGACACGGAAUGGAACGGUCAUAAAGACUUUAAACCGACCCAUGAGAGUCCCUUGCUCAAUGGUGGGAUUCCCAUAUCGCCAGGUGAUGUAAUUACGGCAAAUUCGGACGUGAUUGUGGGUAAACCGGGACGGAUUGGUCCCAGAGUACCCACAAUUCCGCUAAACCAAGUCAAGGAUGAUGGUUAUGGGAUGAAACCACCACCAGUGGCCCAGAACAAGUGGCCUAAACGCAACGAGUACAAACCUGUACCAACCACUGAGAAUAAACCCGUGAUACAUGCACCCAGUAAGGAUGACUAUGUUGGGCCCCCACCUCCCAUUAGGGAGAAGCACAAGCAUAUACCACUGAGCCGACCACCAGAUCAGGUUUACGCCCACAGUCAGAAUAACUACGGGGUUAGUUAUGGCGUCAAUGAGGUGACUCAUGAAAUCAAAAUCCCGAAUAUUCAGGAAGAAAUCCAGAAGCAAGUUGCCAAAGAAACCUUCCCGAUUUAUGCCGAAGGUCACAAUAACCCGAUCAAAAACUACAACCUUGAACCAUCAAUUGUUCUCCCUGAAAUCGUGGAACGGUCAACAGGACAACCCCUUCUGGUCAACAUCCAGCCAAGUCAAGUGGCCUUUGUCAACAUCCCACAUAACAGAACCACUGCUUUGAUUUACGGUGGUUCCACAGAACCACACCGGAACGGGCAGUACUUUGAUGACCCAUCACCGUACCCCCAACCCGAAUUUUCCGGUAUUGAAUACAAUAAUGGUGUUCCACAAAUCGCGUCAGUGUACCAUGGUAGUACCACUAACCAGAAAGAAGUGGUUGGGGUUAUCAAAGUCGCCCCACAACCCAUUGACAAGGACCAGAUCCAGCUCGAUAUAAGCCCAUCGAGGCCAAAUCUGGUUGCGUUCCCCCAAAACCAGGAAAUUAAUAUAAAUGUACCACCAAUUUCCUUCGGGAUGAUCCACCAAGAUAACGAGUUCAAUGCACAUAUUAUCAACCAUGGGGACACACAAUUUAGACCACCACCAAUUGCCUACGAAGUGGUUAAAAGUGACCAGAACCGUUUUGAAGGCCUUGAAGUUGCAGGUAUUGGAAGUGUGGGUCAACCAGAACCGGCGUUCUUUGACGGUCAUAAAAAUAACCGGUUUAUGGAAGAUGGUAGACAACCACCACCAGUCUCGUUUGAUGUUUUAGUGAACAAUGAUAAUAAGUUUGCCGAAAACGUGGCAAUUCCGCAAAAACCAUCCAAGAUUUUUGAAAAGGAGGUGUCAAGGCCUUUACAACCAUUUUCAGACGUGAAAAAACCACAACCGAAUGACGAAAUCAUUGAUUUGAAACCACCGAGUGAAGUUUCGGUGAAACCACCCGAAGGUCACUCAAAGUUCAAACCACCAAUGGUUGGUAAACCAUUUACCAAACCACAGACCCCACCAAAACGUCAUUUCGGGCGUCCGAAACCUAGUUUAGAAAUUUCCGAGUUUAUGACCCCACCACCAAUUGGUUCAAGCCACCAUCCGGGAAAACCGUUCCGGGUACGACCACAAAAACCACUUCCCAUACCAUUAACACCAGAAAAUGACCGUUCUAAAGUUCCAAGUGAUUAUGACGAUGAUGAGGACUUGACAAAUGAGGAUGGUGAAGUGAUACAAGAGUCCAACAGUAGGCCACUUAGGCCAGGCCAAGUACCGUUUGAAAUUCUCAAGGUUAAAGCAACCACGACCCCAAAACCCGUAAGGAAUGAAACGGUUGGUAAACCAGUAAUUAACUUCCCGCGACCAUUUGGCGAAAUCCCAUUGGUGCGACCCGAAAACCAACAAACCAACCAAAUCAACCAUUUCGAGCCAGACAACUAUGACUAUAACCCAACCAGGCCUGAUUCUGGUUUUAUAACAUAUAUUGGAAGUAUCACACCGCGACCGAUUCACCUUGAUAUUAAACCAACCACCGAAAACCAUCGCCGUCAAACCACGCCAAGAAGACGACCCACAGUUACAACCGCACGGCCAAAAACCACCAGAAAACCGGAAGUUUUCACCAAACGGCCCCACUACCACAACACGAGUCAUUUCAACAGUUUUGGUCUAAAAACACGACAACCAAUUCCUGUUUUCACAACCACUUCCAAACCAUUCAUCCACGAACGACCCAAAGUCACCUCACUACCAAUUGAUCGUCCAACCUUAACCCCCGAAAUUAUCAAACCAAUACGAACCCAAACCGAAAAACCGUUCAAAACCCCAAAACCAUUAUCAAUCACAGACUUGCUCAAACGCGAAAAAGUUACAACCGUGUCCACAACAACCACAAAAAUUGUCACACCGGAACUCAACACUGGGGAGGUACCACUAAUUGACGAGAGCGAAAUGGAGAUAAUGAAACCACCACCACCGGUACCCGACAUCAACAUGCAACCACCCAAAAUUGAGGUCAAUUCACCCGGUGGUAACAUACAAAGGGUACCAAGUUUGGAACAUAGCCCAGAUUUGGAAGUACAUGCUAGUACGGCGGUACCUUACGUACCCAAACCAGCGGAAGACAUAGUACCACCACCCCCAGUUAGUGUGUCAGAGGAAGUGGUCGGGAUGAGCCCACCACCACUUGUAUCAACCCAUAAACCCAUCAUGGUAACCGAGGGUACCACCAGAGCUACAACGCAAAGUACCAGAAGGACGGUCACGCGACGACCAACAGUUAAAGUAACAACAAGGCGGCCCCCAAGACCGUUUUACGAAGUUUACGGACGCAAUAGAACUACUACUACUACUACUAGACCAAUAUUUGACGAAUCAACUACUUCUAGUACUACCGUAGUAGCUAGUGCGCCAACAAUGGAAGUGAUUAUAGGAAAUCCAUCACUAACGUCGUCUCAAAUUGAUUCUCGUGAAAGUGUGACUACGAAAACGUCCGAAUUGUCGUCCACACCAACUAGAAUUAGCACGACUAGAGCUAGUUCUAGUAGUACUAGGAUACCAAUUGAAAGUACUACCAGAGAAGACAUUAUUCCGACUGGAGUACACCAUGCCGGUAACGAAGUUCGAAUCAUUGAUGAUACAACUAGUAGUACUACUAGUACAAAGCCGGUACUAGCAACCAAAUCUAGUAAAACGGUGAUUCCCACACGUUACAUAACACAUACGAAGACCUCAACUGUUACUAUAACCAAGACUACGAUUGUUAAAACAUUAGGAGGUCCUCCCUCAACAUCGACAAUCUUGGUCACAAAGACCGAGAAAAGUACUCUUGUAGAUACUGUUACCGAAUUCCAUACUCUAGUUAAACCGACCAGUAUCAUAGAAACUGUUACUACAACUGUUAGUACUGGUAGUUCCUUAUACCCGUCUGAUGUUUACGGUAGUACCUACCCAUCAAUUAAACUACGCCCAAGUCCUAGUACUACUAGUAGCACCAUCGUUAUACCGACAAUAACAGUCGAAAAUGACAGUAGUGAGGACUUGGACGACUUUAUAAUCAAUGAAACCGAUCCUCCCCUCGUCCAGGAAGACUCAAGCAGUGAAAACGAGUCAAUUUUCGUGGUCAUGACGGACAAGAACAAAGGAAGCGUAAUAAAAGUACCAAACAACAGCUACGAAACGCAAGAUCGCGACGAAAUGAUCAACAGUAACGAAGCCAAUAAUGUUCUACUGGGCGGAAUUUUCAUAGCAAGUCCGCCAAGUUUGGAAGUACCACGGGUACCACCAAGUGACAAGUGCGAGCCCGAAUGUAAAGCGUCCCGAAACGAGCUGUGCCAAAAGGUUGAAGGCAUAAUGAGGUGUGUUUGCCGGCCGGGCUUCGCCCGAAUGUUCCCAGACCGGCCAUGUAUCCCCACAUACACCUACAACCUCAAGGUUGAUUUGGAACGCCACGGUCGCGACAAUUUGAAAUUCACCCAUGAUUUGAACCACCCCAACUCGACCGCUUUCACCAAACUCACUGCAAUGACCCAUGAGGCCCUCGACCGCAUGGUCAUGCAGUCAGAUCUGAGGGAUAUCUACCAUGGGGUUCACGUACAUGCGUACGAACCCACGAAACAGGGAGUCACCACUAGGUUUUAUCUGCAACUUUCGGACAACACCGACGAGAAGCGACUCGAAGACGUGUUUAAGAAGUACUUGAGAAAUAACAACUAUAGUCUAGGUGGUACCGACAUUUUCGCCUCGAGGGAAAGUCUAGAUGGGUUAAGGGCACUCGAUUUUGACGAGUGCACCAAUGCGAGGUUCCACGAUUGUUCCGAAAACGCGCAAUGCUUCAAUUUGAAAGGUACCUACACGUGUAGCUGUAAGGAGGGCUUCACCGACUUGUCCGAAAAUAUACUGUACCCUGGACGGAUUUGCUCGGCUGAGCUGAUUGGGUGCGAAAGGUGCAACUACCAUGGAACUUGCUACUCGCGAGGGGACGACCAAAUGUUCUGCGAGUGCUUCCAUUGGUACACCGGGGAGAGUUGCCACAUUAAUUUGAAAGUACUUUUGAUCGCAUUAGUGACUCUUGGCUCAAUCCUCAUUGCCUUGUUAAUAAUCUGUCUCGUGAUGACCUGUUGUCGCAAAAAACCGCGAAAGACCCGAAUGGCAACUGGGAUGAGUUUUCUGCCACAAAGAGUAGCAAACAGGGGUACCAUCGACCGCCGCGCUAUGAUUCAAGACACCAGUUCGGAAGACAGUCGUUCCGAAACAAAUCUACCAUACGUUGCCAAAAAGAAGAAACUCAAAGGCGCCCUCAAAAAACCCUCAACUGACGUGGAACACGGUGAAUUAUUCCCAGACCAGAAAGACCGAUCACUUACAGUUAUGAUCCCCCGAGCUAAGUACCACCCAGCACCUCCCACAUCCCCGUUAAGUAACUACACAACUUUCGACGCCCGAAAACCAUCAGUACCGUCAACAAGCAACGAAGCCAAACUUUUGUCAUACUUAGACGCCGGCCCUUCGCCUAAUAAACCCGACAAACGCAAAUACAGCGUCCAGAGCGACUUUGACGACAAACCCAACUCGCGGAAAACAUCAGGAGCGUUGGUUUCGGCCGGUUUUGAGGUUUCGGCCACGGUUUUGGGCAAUAAUAUGGGUACUUUGGGUACGACCUGUGGUACGGAGGCCGAUCGGAGCGAAAACGCGACGCUGAUUCAGAAAAUUAGUGCCGAUUUGUUGUCCAGUACCGGCACAAGGUCGCAAUUUAAUACGCUGAGAGGCGAUGAGAUUGAUCCGAUGACUAAUUGGUUGGAUAUAACGCCGCGAAUUAAGAAAAAUUUUAGUACCGUGUCGGAGGCGCGGUCGUACGAUGAGACCACAAUCCCGCCCCCUAUGAAGUCGUUCAGGGGUGACUAUGAUACGAAAUCCAAGUCGUCAUCGCAGCACCAAAAUGAUGAGGCAAACACAAUGGCUGAGCGAGAUUUGGGUUCGACCUUUUUGCUUCCCCACACGCACUUGUAUAAGCCUGAUAGGGGGAGUGAUAUCUCGGGUUUCGAGUCACUUUAGCCGACUCUCGAAUUUCGUCAAGCUCUAAUGUGCCUUAUGUUCGUGUGACUGUGUUAUUAUUUAUGUGAGAUUCAAAAUCGGCCAUAUUUCUUUGUGUAUAUAAGGAAAAAACAACCGAAAUUUUUGGUUUAGGACGAGUACGUGUGAGUGAAUGUAUAUAAAUGUAUGUUAGGUUACUAUUUAUAUUAAUAUAUUCUGGUCGGGCAAUAAGCAGAGUGCCAAAAAAGACUUUUGUGUAAAUUUAUUUGUUACGAAUAUUAUAACAGUGUACAAUGUAAACGUACUUAUUACUAAUAAGUUUUAUAAUUAUUGUAUUUUUUUUAAAUAAAUUUUAUUUAAUUUA